Messenger RNA from Suncus etruscus (white-toothed pygmy shrew), 1440 nucleotides. RefSeq names its product F2R like thrombin or trypsin receptor 3 (gene F2RL3). The record is from RefSeq and is a predicted model, not a curated record. Gene Ontology annotation, cellular component: membrane. The coding region runs from base 1 to 1440 and encodes 479 amino acids. Gene Ontology annotation, molecular function: thrombin-activated receptor activity. The transcript is spliced from 3 exons. Gene Ontology annotation, biological process: phospholipase C-activating G protein-coupled receptor signaling pathway; blood coagulation; positive regulation of Rho protein signal transduction. NCBI's taxonomy places the organism in Eukaryota, Metazoa, Chordata, Mammalia, Eulipotyphla, Soricidae.
AUGCGGACCCUCCUGCCGCUACUCUGGGCGCUUCUGCUGGGGCGCGGCCUGAACGCUGUCCCCCCGACCCUCAGCACUUACGACGAGGGCGAAGGCGAGGACGACAGCCCCGGCGGAGGGGAGGGGGGCCCGGGCGGUCAGCGGCUCAGCGUCCCUCUCCCCUCCCCAGGUGGGACCCUGGGGCCCUGGACCCAGCUCCCGGAGACGCCCGCGCGGCCUCGCAGCUUCCCGGGCCAGCCCUGGGCCAACGACAGCGGGACGCUGGAGCUGUCGGCGCGCGCCCGGGCGCUGCUGCUGGGCUGGGUGCCCACGCGCCUGGUGCCCGCGCUCUACGCCGUGGUGCUGGCCGUGGGGCUGCCGGCCAACGGGCUGGCGCUCUGGGUGCUGGCCACGCGGGUGCCCCGGCUGCCCUCCACGCUGCUGCUCAUGAACCUGGCGGCCGCCGACCUGCUGCUGGCGCUGGCGCUGCCCCCGCGCCUGGCCUACCACCUGCGCGGCCAGCGCUGGCCCUUCGGGGAGGCGGCGUGCCGCCUGGCCACGGCCGCCCUGUACGGCCACAUGUACGGCGCGCUGCUGCUCCUGGCCGCCGUCAGCCUGGACCGGUACCUGGCCGUGGUGCACCCGCUGCGGGCCCGGGCCCUGCGCGGCGGCCGGCUGGCCGCGGGGCUGUGCGCGGCCGCCUGGGCGCUGGCCGGCGCGCUGGCCCUGCCCCUGCUGCUCCAGCGCCAGACGUUCCGGCUGGCCGGCUCGGACCGCGUGCUGUGCCACGACGCGCUGCCCCUGGGCGCACAGGCCGGGCCCUGGCGCGCGGCCUUCGUGUGCCUGGCCGUGCUGGGCUGCUUCGCGCCGCUGCUGGCCAUGGCCGGGGCCUACGGCGCGUCCCUGCGGGCGCUGUCCCGGGCGGCGGCCGGCGGGGGCCGCUACGGGCCGGCGCGCAGGCUGAGCGCGCUGGUGCUGGCGGCCGCGCUCCUCUUCUUCGCGCCCAGCAACGUGCUGCUGCUGCUGCACUACUCGGACCCGGGCCCGCGCGCGUGGGGCGACCUGUACGCGGCCUACGUGCCCUGCCUGGCGCUCAGCGCGCUCAACAGCUGCCUCGACCCCUUCCUCUACUACUACGUGUCGGCCGAGUUCCGCGCCAAGGUGCGCGAGGGGCUGCGGCAGCUGCCCCCCGCCGAGCGCCACGCGGCCGCCAGCCUCUCCAGCGGCUCCCAGGCGGCUGCUUGCCCGGGGACCCGGUCCUCGUCGCUGAUUGAGAUCCGGGCUCAGGGACACCUCAAGACUGCUCGGGACGCAUGGAGGCCCCCUCCCCCAGCCUGCUCCCGAAAGCCCUGGUGCUCCCUAUCACUGGGGAGCGCGCUCCCUCCACCUUCCAGGGCCAGGAGGGUGGAGCACCAGGGCAUGGAGUACUGGGAGCACAAAGGGGCAGAGUGUGGGGAGUAG